Messenger RNA from Coffea arabica (coffee), 1751 nucleotides. RefSeq names its product gibberellin 2-beta-dioxygenase 2. The record is from RefSeq and is a predicted model, not a curated record. NCBI's taxonomy places the organism in Eukaryota, Viridiplantae, Streptophyta, Magnoliopsida, Gentianales, Rubiaceae.
UCCGCGUCUCCUUCUUUGUAGUUUUUCGGUCUUUCCUCCCCGUGUAGGCAAUAGAGGAUGUACUGACCUCCAACAAUAACUGCCACUACUCUCAUUCUCUCUACACAUAUAUAUAUACACCUGCUGGACCGUUCGGACUACAACAAAUUCACAUUCUUCUUCUUCUUCUUCUUCUUCGUCUGCCCUUAUGAGCUCCUAGAGCAAACGCACAGCAUACAUAAAUUCUGUAGGAAGAAACAAACAUACGGUGGCUGCAGCGUGGCUAACUAGCUGGCACCAUGACUGUUGCUUCUCAAUAUUCUUGCAGGGUGAUGAGGAGGAAAAAGACUCGAGCACUCGGAAUUCCCAGGAUUGAUCUGUCGCUGCUUCCUCUGGACAGGUCUAAGCUGUCCAAAUUAAUAGUCGAGGCUUGUGAAGAGUUUGGCUUCUUCACCGUCGCCAACCACGGGAUUCCCAAUCAUAUAAUCGCAAGGAUGGAAAGGGAAGGCGUCGAGUUUUUUGCUAAGCCCGCGUCGGAGAAGCAGAGAGCCGGACCUCCUACCCCGUUCGGUUACGGUUGCAAGAAUAUUGGAUUCAACGGGGACAAGGGUGAACUCGAGUAUAUUCUCAUGGAGGCCAAUCCUGCUUCCGUCCGCCAAAGAUCCAACACCAUUGCCGAUCACCCUAAACACUUCAGCUGUUCAGUGAAUGAAUACAUAGGAGCAGUGAGGAAGCUGGCAUGUGAGAUCCUGGAAUUAGCGGCGGAAGGCCUGUGGGUCCCCGACAAGUCCGUAUUCAGUAAACUCAUCCAAGAUGUCAACAGCGACUCCUGCUUCCGGAUCAAUCACUAUCCUCCAAGUACAACCACCACCACCACCACCACCAGUACUAGUCCCUUCUCAAACCCAAAGUCUCCCAAUUCUCCUCCUCCUCGCGUUGGAUUCGGAGAGCACUCUGACCCCCAGAUUUUGACCAUCUUGAGAUCUAACGACGUUCCAGGCCUCCAGAUUUGCUGCACCCCUGCUAAUGAUGACGAUGAUGACGAUGAUGAUGAGGAUGAAGGCCUCUGGAUUUCGGUUCCCCCUGACCCCUCCCAGUUCUGCGUUUUCGUAGGCGAUGCUUUCCAGGCCCUGACCAAUGGAAGGUUUAGGAGCGUCAGGCAUCGGGUUCUGGCAAACUCGGCUAAACCCAGAAUGUCCACCAUCUUUUUCGGUGCCCCGCCCCUGAAUGCCUGCAUUUCUCCUCUUCCCCACCUCGUUUCCCACCAUAGCCCCAACCUGUAUAGGCCUUUCACGUGGGGAGAAUUCAAGAAAGCUGUGUAUUCCACCCGUUUGGCGGAUCACCGGCUUGAUCUAUUCAAGUGCCCUUAAUACACUACUCAGUUUUCCACCCCAAUUUUUUUUCUUUUCUUCCUAGGGAGGUUUUUUACUGCGAUUAAAUUCUUUCUUCCCGCUGUUUAAGUUUAUCCAAUUGAUCUGCCCCUCCUGACAUAUCCAACCAACUCACCCAGUCUGUAAAUUGCAUGGGGAAAUUUUGCUUUCUGGGCUUUCCCUUCUGACUUUUUCGCAACGUUCCCAGUUCCACCCUCAAAAUAGUUGGUGCUUCAUCUAAAUCUUUUCCGAUCCAUAGCAUUAUGCAGCAGUUAGCUGCUGAGAGCAUCACUGAUCCAUAAUCUCGAAAUCAUGCUAGCUGGUCUCUUUUGUACUGAUGGAGCAGGGUUGAAUAUCAAUGCAUGCUGCCAUGUCUACAAGUCAUGAAUAGAAGUUUUAUAU